AGUGAUUACCCCAGUCCCUAACGCGGCGCAUGCCUCCAUUUCCUUUCCUUUUUCUCCUUCUUCCUCUGCAUCCCUAGCAGCUCAGCUCGCCCAAAGCUACAGCUCCUUCUCUUUCUUAUGUAAAAUUCGAUGGAGGGCGCUUCCCUGCUGCAACAGUACCGCCGCGAUCGCCGGAAGCUUCUGGAGUUUCUGUUGUUCUCCGGCCUUGUUAAAGAAUUUCGAACUCCUUCCGGUCCCACCGCCUCUCUCACCCACGUCAAUCUCGAUGCGCUCAGCAUUGAUUAUGUUCUCGAAUGUAUUCAAUCCAGUGGAGUGAUUGAUAUUUCUAUAGCGACUAAAAAGUAUAGGGAAGAACUUCACCAUCCAAUCACGAUGCAGUCGCGCUUUGGGGAUUCAUAUUUUCUUCUUUCAGGUGCAGAAACAACUGGUUCUCCUCCUAGGCGGAUGCCACCUCCUGUCACGGCACACAACUAUAACAACAAUUAUACAUCACGUGGUUCUGAUCUCUCAGGUUCUCUUUCCAGUUAUGAGUAUGAAUUAAAACGUGCAACCUCUGAAUCAACAAGACCAGUUCCAAGGAAUCAAGUUCACAUCCUUAAAAUUGGAUUACCUACCUUACAAACAGGAUUAUCGGAUGAUGACUUGAGGGAGUCUGCUUAUGAAGUAUUCCUUGCUUGCAUGGUGUUCUCUGGUAGGAUUGAACUUCAUUUGAGUGACAAUAGAAAGAAAGAGAAGAGCUCUAGAUUUCUGGCUGGGUUGAAGAAUAAAAGGGGUAAAAGGAAUCCAAUAUCUGAUUCACCUGAUAGACAGUCAGAGCUCAUUGACAUAUUUCGCUCACAGAUGCAGAUCUCAGAAGCCAUGGACAGCCUUAUUCGACAACAUUUGGCUUCUUUCGCAACAGGGAAAACAUUGGGGCAGGUUGAUGUUCCUCAAAUCUCACUUGGACUGUUAAAUGGAAUGCUCAAGUCUGAUUUUCAGAAUGAAAAGUCAUAUAUCCAAUGGAAGAACAGACAAGCAAAUAUUCUUGAAGAACUUCUUUCUUCUGCUGAUUAUGUCAAUAAUGAAAAGCAAUCAGUUGAAGCCUUGGUUGAAAGAAUUAGAAAUUCUGAGGAUUGGGGCACUAGGGUGUCUCCCUCUGAACGCAAUAGGGUCGUAUUAGCUAUUAGGAAUAUAGCAUUGACAUUAUCAAGUAUGCCACCUAAGUAUGGCAUUCAAGGUGAAAAUUAUUAUUGGAGUGCUGGUUAUCAGUUGAACGUUAGAGUUUAUGAGAAGCUACUGCUUGGUUUAUUUGACAUUCUUGAAGAUGGCCAGCUUAUAGAGGAAGCUGCUGAAAUCCUGAUGCUCCUCAAGUCAACUUGGUCAAUGUUAGGCAUUACUCAGAAACUCCAUAAUGUGAUGUAUGCAUGGGUGCUUUUUCAACAGUUUGUUGGGACAGAGGAGGCAGUACUUUUAGAUUACUUGAUUCAUGAAAUGCGGAAAGUUCUGUCUGCUGAAGAUGAGGACCAGAAGGAAGAGAACUAUAUAGAGAGUCUAUUGUGUUUCACUACCUGCAAUGGGUGUCAAACAAGAUCAAAUUUGAUACAAUCUACUAUUUUUUCCAUUAGUCUCUGGUGUGACAGCAAGUUGCAGGAUUAUCAUCUGCAUUUUACUAAGAAACCUACUCUACUCAAGGGGGUGAUGAGCAUGGCAUUGGCAAUUGGGCCCUAUAGUUUUGAUUCAUGUGACAAGAACCAGUUCACAGAUUUUGAUGCUUCGGAUCCUACUGUUCAUAGGAAGGUCAAAGAUUAUGUUGAGAGUUCAAUAGAAGCUGCUUGCAGGAGGGUAACUGAUGCCAUAGGUCUUGGCUGUAAAAUAGAUAGGAUGCAACCUUUGGCAUUGCUUGCAAGUGAACUAAAGUUAAUUGCUGAGAAAGAAUUGACUCAAUUUUAUCCAAUUCUCCGACAAUUUAGUCCCGAAGCUGGGAUUGCUUCAGCCCUGAAAUUUCACAAAACUUUUGGUGAAAGAUUGGAACCAUUUCUCAAUGGUGUGACGUGCCUUUCUGAAGGUGUCAGGGAGGUGCUUACUGCAGCUGCUCUCUUGGAGGAUUGCUUGUUUCAGCUUUACUCUUUGGGCCAAAAAGAGAGUGGGCUACAUUCCCCAUGCAUCAAAGGAUUUGAAUAUUAUAAGAUUGGUGAAGUAGCAAGGCCAAUUAUUCUUGAUUGGAUAAUUGCUCAGCAUGCACGGAUCCUUGAAUGGACUGGUCGUGCCUUUGGUCUUGAGGAUUGGGAACCCUUGUCGUAUCAGCAAAAACAAGCAGCUUCUGCAGUAGAAGUUUUUAGGAUCAUAGAGGAGACUGUGGAUCAGUUGUUUGAGAUGAGAAUUCCAGUGGAUAUUACUCACUUACAGGCUUUACUAUCUAUAAUAUUUCACACUUUGGAUGCCUAUUUGCAAAAACUGGUUAACCAGUUAGUUGACAAGAGUAAUCUAUAUCCUCCUGCUCCUCCUUUGACUCGUUACAAAGAGACAACAUUUCCAAUAAUUAAGAGAAAAUUGACAGAAGCUGUGGUUCUUGACAAUGGAGUGAAUGAUAAGUUGAGUCACUUGACAGCAUCCAAACUUUGUGUCAGAUUGAACACCCUUCAAUAUAUACAGAGACAAAUUGCCACUCUUGAAGAUGGUAUUCGGAAGUCUUGGUCGACCAUAAAAGCUUUUAGAGAUCAGAUGUGCUCUGAAGGGAAUUUUCCCGAGUCUUCAAAUGGAAUUUCAGAUAUGUCCGAUGAGUCAAUAGAUGAGCUUUUUGCAGCCACCUUUGAUUGCAUAAGAGAUUCUGCUACUAAUGCUAUCCGAAAGACUUGCGAUUUUUUAGGUGCCAGAGUUGUGUUUUGGGAUCUCAGGGAGCCAUUUGUUUUCCAUUUGUAUCACAACAGUGUUGAAGGUGCUCGGCUGGAGAGUAUACUUCCACAGUUUGACAGUAUUCUCAAUAAUGUUUGUGGUUUGAUUGAUGAUGGACUUAGAGACCUUGCAGUUUCAAGUAUUUAUAAGUCAUCCUUGGAAGGUUAUAUUUGGGUGUUAUUGGAUGGGGGCCCUUCACGUGCAUUUUCUAACUCAGAUGUUCCAAUAAUGGAAGAAGACCUCAAUAUGUUAAAAGAUUUGUUUGUCGCUGAUGGAGAGGGGCUUCCCCGGUCAAUCGUUGAGAAGGAUUCCAAAAUUACGCAACAGAUCCUAAGCUUGUUUUCCCUCCAGGCCGACUCUGUGAUAAGAAUGUUGAUGACUUCUAGUCAGCAUAUUUCAGUAGGACAUGGUGCACACAAAAACGGAUCAAGGAAUGUAGGAGAUGCCCAGACUUUAAUGCGUGUAUUAUGUCACAUGAAGGACACGGAGGCCUCGAAGUUCUUGAAGAGGCAUUAUAACCUUCCCGCAUCUUCGGAGUACGAUGAUAGCACAUCAGAGGAGUCCGGUUUUAAUUCGCCUCUGAUGGCGGAUCUUCUAAAGCGAAGCGCAUCACUACACUUGUCUGAUAAAGGCAGCAGCAGUUUCAGAUCCAUCAAGAAAAAAUUUCACGAAGCGACAUCCGCGUGGUGAUGACUCACAACCUGUCAAUCUCGGCACUCUAGAUACGCCCGUUCGCACACUUUCCAGCUAGAGUUUUGGAAAUGGCUGGUGAGUGAUCUGCUGAUUGCAUCUGUUUGGUGCAGAGUCAAAACCCCUCUCUCUCUCUC
Messenger RNA from Ipomoea nil (Japanese morning glory), 3698 nucleotides. RefSeq lists its product as uncharacterized. Bases 130 to 3561 code for a protein of 1143 amino acids. The transcript has 26 exons. The record is from RefSeq and is a predicted model, not a curated record. Lineage: Eukaryota; Viridiplantae; Streptophyta; Magnoliopsida; Solanales; Convolvulaceae.